Molecule: messenger RNA, 4163 nt
Organism: Girardinichthys multiradiatus
Lineage: Eukaryota; Metazoa; Chordata; Actinopteri; Cyprinodontiformes; Goodeidae
Gene: eps15l1a
Product: epidermal growth factor receptor pathway substrate 15-like 1a
Exons: 24
Coding region: 421-3279 (952 amino acids)
Biological process (GO): endocytosis; endosomal transport
Cellular component (GO): plasma membrane; clathrin coat of coated pit; cytoplasm
Molecular function (GO): calcium ion binding; cadherin binding
Source: RefSeq, a predicted model, not a curated record
AAAGGGAGUUUUCCCUCUCCACUGUCGCUACAUGCAUGCUCAUUAUGAGGGAUUGCUGCAAAGUCAAUGCAAGCGACUGUCCACUGUCACUACUUGCUCAUCUAAUAGGAGUGAAUGCUGCAACUCACUGAUUCGAUGGAAUCUGAUUGAUAUCCUAAGAUAGAAAAAACUUUUAACCAAUUUGAAUAUAAACUGAAUAUGACUGCACUGUUUGAUACAUAGGAUUAAUUGGAAUGUAUGUACCCGACUUGAAAUCUGUAUGAUUUGAUUGAAUUGACUUUGUAAAGUGCCUUGAGUCGACGUGUUGUUAAUUGGCAAUAUAUAUAUAAAACUGCAUUGAAUUGAAUUGAAAAAUUUUAUUAAAUAACAGAUUCUCCAGAUCAGUUGAGUCAGAAAUUGUUCAGACUUUAGAACCAACGUAUGUGCCUAGUAUUCUUCCACCUCUUUUGUUUUAAUAGUUACUUUUUUACUAUCUGUGUUUUUUGUUUUGAGAUUAGAUCAGCAGAAUUGCGAUUUGUAAUUGACAACGGGAAUGUAGGACCAGAUAGCCAGGACAGAGUAGUAGUAAUCAAAACAGUUAAGUUCUUUUUUUAUGUGUGUCUUGUCUUACAGAUUUGGGAUUUGGCUGAUCCGGAGGGAAAAGGGUAUUUGGACAGACAGGGGUUUUAUUUUGCUCUUCAUCUGGUGGCAUGUGCACAGAAUGGCCACGAAGUCAGUGUUUCUAGCAUCAAUCUGACAGUCGCCCCACCGAAGUUUAAGGAAAUUAGCAGUCCCUCUUUGAGCAGCACAACCUCUUUGUCUUGUGAAUCGCUUUGGGCUGUCAGGCCUGAGGAGAAGAAUAUAUUUGAUGGGAUUUUCGAAAGUCUGGCUCCUGCCAAUGGCCUGCUGUCAGGAGAGAAGGUCAGACCAGUCCUCAUCAACUCCAAGCUGCCCCUGGAUGUCCUUGGGAAGGUUUGGGACUUAAGUGACAUCGAUAAAGAUGGCCAUUUGGACAAGGACGAGUUUGCAGUGGCUAUGCACCUUGUGUAUCGGGCCUUAGAGAAGGAGCCGAUUCCCGCACUACUUCCCUCUGCCCUCAUCCCUCCAUCAAAGAGGAAGAAGAGUCUCUUCACAGUGACAGGUCACGUUACUGGUCUACCAGCCAGCCCCCCACCACUGAAAGACUCACUACAUUCCACACCCUCCCAUGGCAGCAUGACAUCACUCAACAGCACCGGCAGCCUGUCACCCAAACACACUCUCAAGUCAGGACAGCAUUCACUGAACUGGGUGGUGCCAUUGUCAGAAUGUGGUCGCUAUGAUGACAUCUUCCUGAAGACUGAUGCUGAUCUCGAUGGCUUUGUCAGUGGGAAUGAAGUAAAGGAUAUCUUCAUUCAAUCUGGACUUUCUCAGAACAUCCUUGCACAUAUUUGGUCAUUGGCAGAUACAAGGCAGAUAGGCAAACUGAACAGGGAGCAGUUUGCCCUUGCCAUGCACCUCAUCCAUCUUAAAGUAAGCAAGGGCAUUGACCCCCCCCAAGCCCUCACUUGUGACAUGAUACCUCCAUCAGAGAGGGGUACUCCCAUACCUACGAUGUCCGGAUACAUGACUCCAGUAGGAUCAGAGAUAGCUGCUCUGUCAGAAAUGAGAAGGGACAGCUCUAGUUCAUUGGGUUCAGGGGAGUUCACUGGCAUCAAGGAGUUGGAUGACAUGAAUCAGGAAAUAGCCCAGUUGCAGAGGGAGAAGUACACUCUGGAGCAGGACAUUAGGGAUAUGGAAGAAGCUAUCAGACAAAAGAGUGGUGAGGUUCAGGAGAUGCAGAACGACAUGGACAGAGAGACAACCAGUCUGCAGGAACUGGAGGCACAUAAACAAGAUGCUCAAGACCGUUUGGAGGAGAUGGAGCAGCAGAAGCAUAAAUUGGAGGACAUGUUGAACGAAGUACACCUGAAGUGCCAGGAAGAAUCUCAGUUGAUCUCAACCCUUCAAAGUCAGAUCAAAUCUCAGGAGUCACAUUUGCAGAGCCAGGAGGAAGAGCUUAGCCAAGCAAAGGCUGACUUGGACCGACUGCACCAGGAGGAAAGACAGCUGGAACAGAGCUUGGCCGCUGGCAAGACCCAACUGGAAACUAUUAUCAGUUCGCUCAAGUCGACUCAGGAGGAGAUCACUCAGGCUCGCAGCAAGUUGUCACAGAUUCAAGACAGUCAGCAGGAAGUGUCUAAAGGUAUUGAGCAGUAUAACAGUACAUUUAAUGGAACCGACGGAGGCAGUAUGACAAACCUGGCCGACAUGAGCGAAGGCUUCAAUGACAGAGAGCGUGGAGCCUUCUCAGCUGCAGGGAAGGGAAAGCAGGAAGAUCUGUUCAAAGUUAAGUCAUCAGUGUUCAACGAUCAGCCUCAAGACCUUCAGACGGACACUUUCCACUCUGAAGACCCAUUUAAAACAGACCCAUUUAAAGGUGACCCAUUUGAAAAUGACCCGUUUGGAAAGCCACGGUCUUCAUCUACAGGGAUUGGCGACCUGUCUAGGGUGUACCCCACCUUUCGCCCGAUGACAGCUGAAGAUCCCUUUGAGGGUGAUCCAUUUAAAGAAGCAGAUCCAUUCAAGGUUUCGUCAGGAGAUUUUUUUAAAAAGACAACAAAGAUGGAUCCUUUUUCCACAACAGAUUCCUUCUGUAAAAGUGCCAGUUUACCAUCCAAGCAAACCAGUCUGUUUACAGGGGUUGAUCCAUUUUCGUCAAACCACCAAAAAUCUAGAGGACCAGAUUUGUUUGUCACACUGGACCCAUUUGAGAGUGGUCCGUUCAGCAGUUCUGCAAACAGCUCCACUGGCUUUGCAGACUUCAGCCACAUGUCAAAAGCAAGAGACCCCUUUGAAGCAAGAGCCAACUGGCUACCAGAUUACCAGAAGCCAGUGUUAGCAGAUGACCCAUUCACCAGGAAAACAGACAUGCCAGCUCUGCCCCCCAAAAGAAGUGGACACCCAAGGCCCAAACCACCCAGUGGUAAAACAACACCAGUGAGCUUGACUGCCACAGCAGAUCCUUCCAAACCAUUUGACCCUUUCCAGCCAUUAAGUGCUGAUGUCAUGGACCCUUUCCAGAAUAAACAAGGCCAAGGAGACCCAUUUAGUGGAAAAGACCCCUUCAACCCAUCCUCAGCAUCAAGUAAAGCUCCUAAAGACCCUACCUCCGGUUUUACAGAUGUCAGUUCCGACCUGAUAAAGUCAAGCUUGGGAAUGAAGCUCAGCAGCUUGAAUGGGCCAAGCGAGAGAGUGAGCGGGCAGAACGAGAGCGACUGAAAAGGCUCCGACAGCAGGAACAGGAGGACCUGGAGCUGGCCAUUGCACUUAGCAAGGCAGAGAUGUCAAAUGCAUGACAUCUAAAUCUAACAUGCACGUAACUGAGACUGACAUUCUAUUCUGAACACAUCAGCACACACACAACUUUGCACCUCCAUAUAAAACUAAUAAUUGCAAAAUUCCUCUGGAUACAAAAAAGAGAUUUAGGAUGCAAUAAAGAACAUGUGGAAAAGGAACUUUAAAGAACAUAUACUGUGUAUUACCACUUUAGUUUUGGAUAUUGGGAUGGAUCCAUUAAUUGAGUAAAGCAGACAAAACAACUUCGCGGGAUUUGAGUCUAUAGCAACCUCUCUCCCUUGUCUCUCCUGGUUUCACAAUGUGAAAAAACAGCAUGCCAAUAAACCUUGCAAUGAACAGCAAAAUAGCUAAUAAAGAUGUUUUCCUGUCAUAGUGAGAAGCUGAGGCAAAUAUUGUUUUUGCAAUUCCAGCAUUUAGGCAAACAAUGCUGUGUUUUUUUGUUUAGAUUUUUGUGAUAUAUGUUCUUGAGCUGUGUUAUGGUUCGUUGUGAGUGUUUUCACUUCUAAGCUUUUAAUUAAUUUGGUCUUUAGGAUUUGUGCAUAAUGCCCUGAAAUAAGACUGCAGAAGGAAAUUCUCAGAUUUAAAAAGACUGAUGUGACUAAACCCAGCCCAAAGUACGUAAAGCUUUAAAAUCCAUGAAAUCCAUUAGAAACUCAAACAAGACUGAAUUACUAAGCAGUUUACUUUGUUAAGAAUGUCAUCAGUCUCAUACUGAAACUUAACAGAAGAUGAAAAAGGAAAGACCAUAAAGGCACUAGCUGCAUUGUCAAUUUUUGAUUAAACCUCUCUUUGAUUUGGCAAAAGCA